AUACGCUUUGUUAAAAUCAAUUAAUCUUAUCUUCUAGCAAAUGAUACAUGUCAAUGGCCGCCACCGUAUGAUAACGUCUGUUUGGGAUUGGCCAAUCAUGAAUUCAGUAUCAUCGACAUGUUAAACAUGGGAGUCAGAGCCGUUGCUAUUGACAACUGGUGGUGUGAUGAUGCGAUGAGGGUCGCACAUUUGGGAACACAGCUUGCCCUCGGAUGUGGAAAGUUCAACGUACUCUUUGCUGACGUCAUAGCAGACAUUGGCCAAUGGAUGCACGAGCCAGGAAACGAAAAUGAGUUCAUCAGGAUCACCUUGGAUGAAAAGUAUGACCAGGGUCACGAUGCUGAAGUGAAUGGUCCACUGGAGCGUUAUCUGGGUCAUGAUGAGAUCUUAAGUCCUGCUGAUCUAAGGGAUACAUACAGAGGGUUGUGGCCGACACUCAGAAGGAUGAAAGAGGAUGGUAAGCGAGUUGUAGUGGUGAGUUCGGACGAUACCUUACAUCAAGGCAAAUACAUCCAUGCUAAACGAUGUGAAAGCUUCCCUUUCAAUGAGUUCACAAAUUACCCACUAUGCGGGGGUAAAACAGAUUCUAACUGCAGGAGAUUUCGAGGAGACGCAACACAUUACAUAUUUGAUGUUAUCUAUGACGGACCUACAGCGAACGGUGCGAUAACUGAUCUGAGUGAGAUGGUGAAAUGUCGUAUCAAUCUUCCUGCUACAGAUAUGGUGACACCUCAACUCAUGAUGACUGGGGUCUAUACGUGGGCCUAUGGAGAACCAUCAAUACAGCUAGAUGAAGAUUCGUGUGUUAUGCUAAACCACGCAGACUUUCGUUGGUAUACGUCACCUGAUUGCGACCAAUCAUUGAGCUACGCGUGUCAAAGUUCAACGGAUCCGAAUGACUGGUUGGUCAGCGAAUCGACCGGUCCAUAUGACGUCACGCGAGACUUGUGUCCCAUUGGCUACAAGUUCAGUCUACCUCACAAUGGAUUCAGACAACAGAAGUUGAAGGAGGCAAUGAAAGGAUCUUCUGUAUGGCUAAACUUGACACCUUGGCUGACGGGUAACUUUCCCAUAACAGAUGCCCCUCUUACCAGCCCCUUGGGGAACUUUGCAAACUACCUCAGAACCUUUUACCCGGCUCUUCUAAGUUCUAUUGCCUAUUUUGUGUUUUAAUGGAUUAAACCGGUUAAUUUUUGAAUGGUGGAUAAAGAAUAUUAGUGUUACUUAGCAAUCACGUGUUAGAUAAGAGUGCGUUUUUUUUAAACCGUACUUUUUGAAAACCUUAUUUCAUGCUGCGAUUAUUCCGUGCUCAUUUGUUUCU
Molecule: messenger RNA, 1321 nt
Organism: Strongylocentrotus purpuratus (purple sea urchin)
Lineage: Eukaryota; Metazoa; Echinodermata; Echinoidea; Camarodonta; Strongylocentrotidae
Exons: 8
Coding region: 118-1173 (351 amino acids)
Biological process (GO): lipid metabolic process
Molecular function (GO): phosphoric diester hydrolase activity
Source: RefSeq, a predicted model, not a curated record